AUGGAACCACCGCUGCCAACGACCGUGUCUGCGUGCACCUCCGAGACGGCGAGGGGCAAGCACGUGUUCAACAUCGCCGGCUACCAUCUGCACAAGGGUAUGGGCGCCGGCGAGUCCAUACGGUCCGCCACCUUCGCCGUCGGCGGCUACGACUGGUGCGUCCGCUACUACCCCGAUGGGGACAUAUCCCGGGACUGCAGGGGCUAUGUCUCGGUCUACCUCGAGCUCCUCACCAGGGACGCCGAGGUCAGGGCGGACUACGUGUUCAGGCUCAUCGACUCGACCAGCGCUCUGCCGUCGGUGGUCCGCAGGUUUACCAGCAAGUACACCCCCGUCGACCCAGAUGAAGAUCCCGAUGGCUAUGGAGCUAACAAGUUCAUAAAACAGAGUGAGCUAGCAUCGUACCUAAGGGACGACCGCCUGGUGAUUGAGUGUGAAGUCAAGGUUAUCAAUGCUAAAACAAAAACUGAGGUGCAGGAUGUGCCGCCCUCGGACCUGCCGAAUCAUCUCGGGAAAUUGCUGGAUGGCAAGAGAGGAGCAGACGUGACUUUUGAGGUUGAAGGCGAGGUUUUCUCUGCUCACAACUCACAAGAUUAUGCUCGCUACGCGAUCGCGCCGGUCUUCGACGCUCAACUCUAUGGACCCCUGAGCGAUGCCGGUGCUACGAGUAAGAACAUAAUCGUCAAAGACAUGGAGCCCCCUGUUUUCAAGGCGUUGCUUCACUUCAUCUACACGGAUUCUCUGCCUGCUAUGGAUGACGUUGAUGAUGGUGAGAGUGAAGACAUGGUUAAGCACUUGCUCGUGGCUGCGGAUAGAUAUGCCAUGGACAGGAUGAAGUUGAUGUGUGAAGUUAUUCUAUGCAAGAGCCUUGAUGUCGAGACUGCGGCGACCACGUUGGCUCUAGCUGAUCAGCAUCACUGCAGCAAGCUGAAAGAUGCUUGUGUUGAAUAUAUCCUCUCUUCAAACAGACUGAAUGCCAUGGUGGCAAGCAAAGGGUACGCACACCUCAAAAGAUCAUGUCCUGCUCUCAUGUUUGAUGUCUUUGAGAGGGCUACCAAGUCUCGGAAAAUUUAA
Triticum dicoccoides is the source of this 1074-nucleotide messenger RNA. RefSeq names its product BTB/POZ and MATH domain-containing protein 1-like. The transcript has a single exon. Lineage: Eukaryota; Viridiplantae; Streptophyta; Magnoliopsida; Poales; Poaceae. Gene Ontology annotation, biological process: protein ubiquitination. Gene Ontology annotation, molecular function: protein binding. The coding region runs from base 1 to 1074 and encodes 357 amino acids. The record is from RefSeq and is a predicted model, not a curated record.